This is a messenger RNA of Gigantopelta aegis, 866 nucleotides long. RefSeq lists its product as uncharacterized. The record is from RefSeq and is a predicted model, not a curated record. NCBI's taxonomy places the organism in Eukaryota, Metazoa, Mollusca, Gastropoda, Neomphalida, Peltospiridae. The transcript has 4 exons. Bases 130 to 456 code for a protein of 108 amino acids.
CAGUCCAUCACCCUAUGUUAUUGUCAGAAAUCACGUGAUGGGCGUGGCUACAUAACAGAUAUAAGUAAAGAUGCCAGACAUCUGCAUCAUUCUAGCUCCUCUUGAACGAUUAGAAAACAUAUAUCGAACAUGAUGAAAAUUGUCCUCUUUGUGUGUCUAUGGGUUACAGCGGUGACUGGUCAGGGAGGUUUCGGAGCUGGUGGUGGUGGUAGCAGCAUGCCAGGGGACAGAAGAAGCCUUCUCUCGUCAUUGGGCGGGACGACAGGAUCUACAUCUAUGGGAGCUGGCGGCUCUUAUGGCCAGCGUUCUUCAUUUAUGUCGAACCCUCUUCUUGCAUACAUGGCGAUGGGAAAUGAUAACAUGUGGCCAUUACUUUUUAUGGGUGGCGGCAGUGGAAGGAAUGGCGGUGGCAUGAAUUCAAUGGCCCCAUGGCUGAUGUUUUCAAUGUUUAAUUAAUGUCCGGACAGACGUUGCUCAUCAAGUCAUUACGUAUAUGUGUUAGAACGCAUUGUUUCCAGUUCAAGCCAUUCACACAUCCAGGGACAUUGCCGUCACCAUUAGUUUACUCUGAUCUACAUACAAUGAUCAACCCCGAGCAUCAUAAAUGGACAUUAACUUGAUUACAACAACUCUCAAUCACUAGUUAUGUGAGAGAACAGAGCUUGCUUUGUUUACGUUCCUCUACCGUGUUGCUGGCUAUGUUCUUGGUCUGUUUAAUAUUCGCAUAAUAAUUGAAAACAAACUUUGAACACAAUUUAGUGGUAGCCAGACGUGUUAUAGCUGUAUACCCAUCGUAUGUAUGUACAUGUAUAUGAUUUGGUGGUGUAUGAAUGUUUCGUCUUUUAUUUAUAAAUAUUUUGCAUAUU